This is a messenger RNA of Lemur catta (Ring-tailed lemur), 2771 nucleotides long. It is a transcript of the gene NR2C2, whose product is annotated as nuclear receptor subfamily 2 group C member 2. The record is from RefSeq and is a predicted model, not a curated record. Gene Ontology annotation, molecular function: nuclear receptor activity; zinc ion binding; RNA polymerase II cis-regulatory region sequence-specific DNA binding. Gene Ontology annotation, biological process: positive regulation of transcription by RNA polymerase II; positive regulation of embryonic development; cell differentiation. The coding region runs from base 648 to 2438 and encodes 596 amino acids. NCBI's taxonomy places the organism in Eukaryota, Metazoa, Chordata, Mammalia, Primates, Lemuridae. The transcript is spliced from 14 exons.
CCUCCCCGAGUGCUGGGAUGACAGGCGUGAGCCUCCGCGCCCGGCCGAUAUAGUUUUAAUCAAGCAAAAAUAACAUAUGGCCACGUGAGGUCCCCAGGUGAGCACCCAGCACCGUGAACCGUGGCCUUGGCAGAUACCGACGAGCUUCCAGACACUCGUGUUACGAUGGGCCUUUCUCAGCCCCGUCCCGCUGAGGCUGGGAAGCUGUCGGGACCCGUUCGUGAGCGCCGAUCACGGCGGUUUUCAGUGUCACGCUGGUUUUGUCUGUCGUCCCCUGCACUAUUUUAAAAGCCUUUCUCGGGUCCUGCAGAUCCUGUUGGGCAGCAGAAAGAGCGCUUUUCUGGAAACUGUCACCUUACAGGAGUGUUUUGCAGCUGGCUUGGGAGACAGUGAAAAAUCUCAAAGAUUGUCCCUAAAAAGUCACAGUGUUAAGUUUUCACUCUAUGAAACUUACGCAGGACAGAGCUGAAAAUUCCUUCGACUUUUCCUCACGUUUUCAGCAUUAGAAACAGCUCUUUCGAGAUUGUAUCUUCUCGGGGGUCGUCCUGCGGCGACGAUGUCUCACUGAUGCCUUUGUUAUCGCGGGUCUGAGCCUCACGACCGCGCACGUACCCGGCACGUAGACCUCCAGGCCGGAAUCUCCAGGGAUGACCAGCCCCUCCCCGCGCAUCCAGAUAAUCUCCACGGACUCCGCCGUAGCCUCGCCGCAGCGCAUCCAGAUUGUGACCGACCAGCAGACGGGACAAAAGAUCCAGAUCGUCACCGCAGUGGACGCCUCCGGGUCCCCCAAACAGCAGUUCAUCCUGACCAGCCCCGAUGGCGCUGGAGCCGGGAAGGUGAUCCUGGCGUCCCCGGAGACGUCCAGCGCCAAGCAGCUGAUAGUCACCACCUCGGAUAACCUCGUCCCCGGCCGCAUCCAGAUCGUCACGGAUUCCGCUUCCGUGGAGCGACUGCUGGGCAAGGCGGACGUGCAGCGGCCCCAGGUCGUCGAGUACUGCGUGGUGUGUGGCGACAAAGCCUCAGGCCGUCACUACGGGGCCGUGAGCUGCGAAGGCUGCAAAGGCUUUUUCAAGAGGAGCGUGCGGAAGAGCCUGACCUACAGCUGCCGCAGCAGCCAGGACUGCGUCAUCAACAAGCACCACCGCAACCGCUGCCAGUUCUGCCGGCUGAAGAAAUGCCUGGAGAUGGGCAUGAAGAUGGAGUCCGUGCAGAGUGAGCGGAAGCCGUUCGACGUGCAGCGGGAGAAACCGAGCAACUGCGCUGCUUCCACGGAGAAGAUCUACAUCCGCAAGGACCUGAGAAGCCCCCUCAUCGCGACGCCCACGUUCGUGGCCGACAAAGAUGGAGCGAGACAAACAGGUCUUCUUGAUCCAGGAAUGCUUGUGAACAUCCAGCAGCCCCUGAUCCGUGAGGACGGCACGGUGCUCCUGGCCACGGAUUCCAAGGCCGAAACGAGCCAGGGAGCUCUGGGCACACUGGCAAAUGUGGUGACGUCCCUUGCCAACCUCAGCGAGUCCUUGAACAACGGUGACACAUCAGAAAUCCAGCCAGAGGACCAGUCUGCAAGCGAGAUCACUCGGGCGUUCGAUACCUUAGCUAAAGCACUUAAUACCACAGACAGCUCGUCGUCCCCGAGCCUGGCGGACGGCGUGGACGCCGGGGGCGGAGGGGGCAUCCACGUCAUCAGCAGGGACCAGUCGACACCCAUCAUUGAGGUCGAGGGCCCCCUCCUGUCGGACACGCACGUCACGUUCAAGCUGACCAUGCCCAGCCCGAUGCCCGAGUACCUGAACGUGCACUACAUCUGCGAGUCGGCGUCCCGCCUGCUCUUCCUGUCCAUGCACUGGGCUCGCUCCAUCCCCGCCUUCCAGGCGCUGGGGCAGGACUGCAACACCAGCCUGGUGCGGGCCUGCUGGAACGAGCUGUUCACGCUCGGCCUGGCGCAGUGCGCCCAGGUCAUGAGUCUGUCCACCAUCCUGGCCGCCAUCGUCAACCACCUGCAGAACAGCAUCCAGGAAGACAAGCUGUCGGGCGAGCGGAUCAAGCAGGUGAUGGAGCACAUCUGGAAGCUGCAGGAGUUCUGCAACAGCAUGGGCCGGCUGGAUAUAGACGGCUAUGAGUACGCAUACCUUAAAGCUAUAGUUCUCUUUAGCCCCGACCAUCCGGGCCUGACCAGCACCAGCCAGAUUGAGAAGUUCCAGGAGAAGGCGCAGAUGGAGCUGCAGGACUACGUGCAGAAAACCUACGCGGAGGACACGUACCGGUUGGCCCGGAUCCUGGUGCGGCUGCCGGCGCUGCGGCUCAUGAGCUCCAGCAUCACGGAGGAGUUGUUCUUCACCGGCCUCAUCGGCAACGUGUCCAUCGACAGCAUCAUCCCCUACAUCCUCAAGAUGGAGACGGCCGAGUACAACGGGCAGAUCACGGGCGCCAGCCUAUAGUGGCCGCCGGGGACACGGAGCGCGUGACGGACGCCGGCGCGGCGUGUCGGUAUGUGUGCAAAAGUCUCCCGGGUCGGCCGCGUCGUCCUCGCCCGUCCCCUCCCCCCGCCCCGGCGACAGCAGCUGAGAGACUUCGUGGGAAAGUGUCCCGCCCCCGAGCCACCUUCUCAUGCCUUUUGACGAAGCCGCCGAUUUCCGGAACGAUCUUUGAAAACUCGAUUUGUACCUAGAAGUUCUCUCAAAGGGCAAAAAACAACAAAACAAAAGAAACAAACAAAAAAAAGUGAAGUUUUAUAAUGUCAGAGACUUAGUAUUAAAGGAAACUCAAAAGAA